UGGAUGAAAGAUCAUGGAGGUGUAAUUAUAAACAUCAUUGCAGACAUGUGGAAGGGCUUCCUAGGAUGGCCCACACAGGACAAUUUAAAUGUGGGAACUAUCAUCUCCAAAACAGCAAUGGAAAACUACAAAGAUAUUGGCCCGACCAUGUUUAAGAUGUCAGUGCCAUUCAGUCCGGCUAAGAGACUCGGUGUUCCUGAGGAGGUAUCGCCAGCUGUAUGUUUCUUGCUGUCUCCGGCUGCCAGCUACAUUACUGGAGCAACCCUGAAGGUUGAUGCAGGACAGAGCCUCUACCACUCUGUGUGGGAAAUACCAGAUCACACUGCCUGGCCUCCAGCCCCAGAGGGAGAAUAUACAGACAUAUUGAGAGAAAUCAUGGACAUGACCAAAUCCAAGCUGUGAAUCAUAACAAAACAAGUCUAGACUGUCAAACAGCUGCUCUUCCUCACAGUGUGGGUGGACCACAAAUGUUUUUUUUUGCUCAGAAUUGCAAUA
Sinocyclocheilus grahami is the source of this 495-nucleotide messenger RNA. Its product is annotated as peroxisomal trans-2-enoyl-CoA reductase-like. Gene Ontology annotation, molecular function: trans-2-enoyl-CoA reductase (NADPH) activity. Gene Ontology annotation, biological process: phytol metabolic process. Gene Ontology annotation, cellular component: peroxisome. Lineage: Eukaryota; Metazoa; Chordata; Actinopteri; Cypriniformes; Cyprinidae. The transcript is spliced from 6 exons. The annotation marks the transcript as partial. The record is from RefSeq and is a predicted model, not a curated record.